CAACUGAUGAUGCAUUCAAGAACCACGAAGACUAUUCGUUUUGUUUUUCAGUAGAUUCGCGAAAAUGGGAAAGUGUCACUUUUUACCGUCCAUAUCUGUUCCUAUGGAUGUCACUGAUUACGGAGAAAUAAUACAACAAUUGAUGAACCCUGAAGAAGACAGCCUACAAUAAUCGAGCGCCGAUCUUCCCGACAGACGAGUUGCAAGAUGGCGCAGGCUAUAUUUGAAGUGCUGGAAGGCAUGGACAACCAGACGGUGCUGGCUGUUCAGUCGCUUCUGGACGGUCAAGGUGGAGUUCCUGACCCUAACAGCCAGAAUGUCUCAGGGACGACCACCAUCCAGUCUCUUGAUGAUGAGGACGUGUUUUUGUGUGGAAAAUGUAAGAAACAGUUCAACUCUCUUCCGGCCUUCAUGUCACACAAGAGGGAGCAGUGUCAGUCUGGUGCACCAUCUUUGUCCACCGUGUCGCUGGCCUCCACCAACUCCUACACGCCUGUCCCGACAUCUGUGCCUCAGACUGCAGCCAACAGACAGCAGGUGUCCACCUACAUCACCGUUCCACCGUCUCCUCUCACACACACUCUGGUCCAGGGAAAUGUGUUGGUCAGCGAUGAUAUUCUCAUGUCUGCCAUCUCUGCAUUCAGCUCCAUUGACCAGCCCAUGGCUGCCAUGCAGCCCCCAGUCCAGAGCAACCUGAGUAUGCACACAGCUGGUGUCUCAUAUCUUCAGCACCACCACCACCACCACCACCAUCAUCAUCACCAUCCUCCUCCUCAUCACCAUCAACAGCAACAGCCAUCCCACCCACUGCCUUCCCCCCAGACACCUGCUCACCCCCUCCCAACUGUUCCGCCUCCCCAGCAGCCACUCUCCUCUCAAGUACCAGCGAGCCAUAGUAACUCAGUGGUGCAGGUCUACAGCACGCUGCCCCACAUGGCUUCAGGUGCAAGUGCGGAGGGUCAUACGCUUGGUCUACAGCCGUUUAUUCCAGUUCAAGUUCCAAGCCAGUGUGUGGAGAGCCAGUCCUUCAACACUCCUCCAGUCUACAGUCCUGGGAAGCAGGCAGCCAAGACCAAAACCUGCACCAUUGCGACCAGCAACCUCACAGAAUUGGGAGACUUUGAGAAGGUUAUUAUUCCAAAACGAGCUCACAACUGCAAAAAGAUCACAGACGCAGCCUCAGCAGAGCAGUCGAAAGGCAAAGGUCCGAAGCUGAAAUGUAAUUUCUGUGACAAGAUCUUCUCGAAGAACUUUGACCUUCAGCAGCACAUCAGAAGCCAUACGGGAGAGAAGCCGUUCCAGUGCAUCGUCUGUGGUCGAGCCUUUGCUCAGAAGUCCAACGUUAAGAAGCACAUGCAGACACACAAGGUGUGGCCCAUGGGCGUGGUCAGCACGGCGUCCAGGCUACCGAUCACAGUGAAAGUGGUUCCGGUAACAGCUAGCGAUGAGAGCGGUGGUCAGGACGCCCAGCCGAGGGAGGAGGCGGAGACACAGCAGCCGCAGACCAAUCAGUCGCAAGCAGAAGAGGCGUCAGAGGCACAGAUGGAUCUGGACCAGAGCACGACUGAAGCUCGGACGGAACCGGAGGUCAGCCUGGGUGAGGAUGAACAGAAUGGGCACCCACAGAUUCAGUGUAACCAGAACCAAGAGUGCCAAGCUCCAUCCGCUCAGAUGGUGGUGAUCGACAGCUCGUACCAGUGUCAGUUCUGUGCAGGGAAGUUCAAAACCUACUUCCAGCUCAAGUCCCACAUGACACAACACAAGGGGGAGCAGGUUUACAAGUGCGUGGUCAAGUCCUGCUCUCAGACCUUCCAGAAGUUGGAUCAGUUCCUGGAACACAUCCGGACUCACCAGGAGCAGCUGACGUACCGCUGCCACCUCUGCAGCAAAGUGUUCCCCUCGCUCUUUGAACUGGGAGUCCACCAAUACUCUCACUGCUUCUGCCCACAGCAGAUCACUCGGAAGGAGACCACUGUCUACAGAUGCGCUAAAUGUCAGAGCAGAUAUUCUACUCAGGAGGCCUUGGAGCAACAUCUGCUCACUGCCUCGCACAACUUCCCCUGCCCACACUGUCAGAAGGUGUUUCCGUGCGAGCGCUACUUCAGGCGUCACUUGCUGACUCACGGCGUCGGAGGACGGUUCAAGUGUCAGGUCUGCAAGAAGGCGUUCAAGACGGAGCACUACCUCAAGCUGCAUACGCGCAUCCACUCUGGAGAGAAGCCGUACAAAUGCUCCCUGUGCGAGGCCACGUUCAACCGGAAGGACAAAGUCAAGAGGCACAUGUUGAUCCAUGAACCCUACAAGAAAUACAAGUGUCCCUUUAGGACUCACGUUGGCUGCACCAAAGAGUUCAACAGACCUGACAAACUGAAGGCUCACAUCCUCUCACACUCUGGAAUCAAACCGUACGAGUGUCUGUUCUGCCAAAAAGCCUUCAGCCGCCGCGCACACAUGAUCGAACACCAACAGUCGCACACCAAUAACUACCGCUACAGAUGCUCCACCUGUGACAAAGGCUUCACCAGGCAGAGCUACCACCGAGACCACAAGUGUCCGGCCGCGGCAGGCAGCGGGGCUGGGAGCGACAGUGGUGUGGCAGAUGGCGAGGAAGCAACGGGUGACACCAUGGAGGAGGAGGAGGAGGAGGAGGAGGAUGAUGGACGCAGAAGUGAUGGAGAAGAGGAGGCUGAGAAAGAGGAGGAGGGGGAACAGGCAGAUGAAGGCUGUGAGCAGCAGCAGGACAGUGACAAAGCUGUGGUGCUUCAACAAAGCGACCCAAACUGCCUGCAGACGCCAUGCUUGUAGUUGAAAAGCCUCCUGUCGACUCGCAGGUGUUGUAUUAAGAUUUGAGAUUCUAUUAGACUACAAAAACUUUUCAUGUUGAAUUCAUCAAGAGAAAGGUACUUUCACAAACAAAACUUUACACGUAACACUUCAGGUUAUUUUAAUCCACUUGUCCUGUAAUUCACUGUCUGCCAGACCCUCUGUCUUUUGCGAGUCAAGUUUUAAAGACCAAACGAUCUCAGUCGCUUUCUUUUAAAAGUGUCUGAGAAAUUAAAUGUUUUAAAUUAAAACAUUUUGUUAAAUUGUAUAUUAGCAUAUUUUUCUAUGUCUACUAUUAUUUUUGUACAUGAAUGAUGAAAAGAUUAUUUAUUUUAAAACCUUUAUUUUCUGUUAAAUAAUGCCGCUUCAUUAAAAUAUUUCUACACUGGAGUCACUCUUGUGUUUUCUGUUCCUGAUUUUUAAGUAUUUUUAUUUGGCAGUUGAAUUUACUGUAAAUGACAUUGAAACUUU
Molecule: messenger RNA, 3294 nt
Organism: Synchiropus splendidus (mandarinfish)
Lineage: Eukaryota; Metazoa; Chordata; Actinopteri; Syngnathiformes; Callionymidae
Gene: znf341
Product: zinc finger protein 341
Exons: 17
Coding region: 208-2805 (865 amino acids)
Biological process (GO): regulation of transcription by RNA polymerase II
Cellular component (GO): nucleus
Molecular function (GO): DNA-binding transcription factor activity, RNA polymerase II-specific; RNA polymerase II transcription regulatory region sequence-specific DNA binding
Source: RefSeq, a predicted model, not a curated record